Messenger RNA from Mycotypha africana, 3393 nucleotides. RefSeq lists its product as uncharacterized. Gene Ontology annotation, cellular component: plasma membrane. Gene Ontology annotation, biological process: positive regulation of GTPase activity; Ras protein signal transduction. The coding region runs from base 90 to 3149 and encodes 1019 amino acids. Gene Ontology annotation, molecular function: guanyl-nucleotide exchange factor activity. Lineage: Eukaryota; Fungi; Mucoromycota; Mucoromycetes; Mucorales; Mycotyphaceae. The transcript is spliced from 5 exons. The record is from RefSeq and is a predicted model, not a curated record.
CAUCUCUUCAUAUACCCAACUGCUUUCCUUGUAUUUUUUUUCCCUUGUAAAUUCAGAGACUAGAAUUGCCUUAAAGACUACGUUUAGCAAUGUCAACAGAGAGCGCGAUACAACUUCUCAUGCAAAAAGCUUCAGCUCAACUGCAGUUUGGAAGUCUUCAGUUAUCGUAUGAAUCGUACAUAAAAGCACUCAUUUGUGCUGUUGAAGAAUUCCAGCGCCUUCAAUUUAAGGAUCAAUGCCCUGUACAUAACAACUUGACGACUAUUUUUUAUCUAGCUCUGUCAUGUUUGAAACAUGCUAUGCGUAUUUGCUCCAACAAAGCAGCAACUCAAAAAGCUUGUCGUUCUCCUCCAGUUCCACCAAAACCUCCUUGUUUAUCUGUCGUUUCAAACCCGAAACCCAAGAGUCGUCUGCUUUCACCAGCUCAUUCACCGCCAAAACUUGCUCGUAGUGAACCUAAACAUCACUACCGUCCGCAAAACAUCAAAAGAGCAAAAUCAAAGCCUGAAUUACUGCAGCAGCGGGAAUACUCUAGCCAUACUGAUCUCAUGUUCUUAACCCCCCUUGAAGCUUUACGCGAUAGCCAUAACGGUAAUAUUACACAAACGACAAAAACACAACAGCAAGAAGCAAAGCUUCCUACUAUUUCUACAAAACCUAUUCCACUUCGUCCCAACAUUGUACGCCGAUCAUCCACUUCCAAUCUCCCCCAUCCAGACUCCAUAUCCAAUGUGUCUUCCACUACUACUAUCAGUGCAAUGAAACAGCUGUUCUCUUUGACUGGAGCAAAUACAACAGCUCAGCCGUCCGAUCAUGAAAGAGGAAGAACAUCCACUGCUUUCGCACUAUCCGAAGCUGCUAGCCAGCUUGAUUCGAACGAGCUAUCUCAGCUUCUCAACAGAAGCAUCGAUCCAACCCAUUUAGUACAAGUACAGCCAUCAAAAAAUGAGGAGGAUCGAGCGAACAAAGCACCAGCGGCAACCACUUUAUCUGUCAGUAAAAAUAUAAACUACUACAACAGCCACUAUUCACCACACAUACCAAAGGCGCCACUCCUUCUUGUCUGCGACCAUCUUCAAAAAGAACAAAGAGAGUCGUUCUAUUUGACCCAAAAAAAAACCUGUGUUCAAGCAUCUCUCGAUUUCAUCCAUCUUACAGUAGAGUCAGUAGCAGCCAACACGACGACCACGCUCCAGUUUCAUUCGGUAUUGAUCGCUUACCAAUUGACAUUGAUUGAUGCGGCUAUUUUUCGAAACAUCCCAGUCGAGGCUCUCUUGACCCAUACGCCCAAACACCCUCAUCCAGCCAUUGUGGCUUCAACCGACUUUUUUAACUAUUUGACACGACUGAUUGAAUCUGACAUUCUGUCUCAACCAGACGCGUCAGGAAGAGCACAGCUUAUCAAUCAUUGGAUAAAAGUAGCCAGCAAAUGUCUGGAAUGGCGAAACUAUCAAACACUGAAAGCCAUCGUUUCUGCCCUUGGCACUCCGCCGAUUCAGCGAUUGAAACGAUCUUGGCAGUUCGUUCCGAAAAGAGCCAUGGCGCUUUUCAUAGAUCAUUUAAGAGAGCUUAUGUCAGAAGCCUGUAAUUAUGGAAAGUAUAGAGAAACACUGGGUCUUUGCCACCAUGCCUACUAUCGCCGUCAUCCGACUUCCAUUGCUACUGUGGACGAUGAAGUCAAAGGACGACAGGAUUAUUCGUCCACGGCUGCCGGUGAUCCUCCUGGUAAAGCGCCUACGGUGCCCUUUUUAGGUCUAUUCAUUCAUGAUAUGACGUAUCUUUCCGCUGCUCUACUGAAGCAAAAAGAACAGCUGCCACAGCAGCAGCAGCAGCAUAACAGUCAAUGGUCAUCAGCGAGCAAAAAUAAACGUCGUGGUGAUGGUGCUGCUGACGAAGAGACCUUGGAAGCUUUUAAGAAGGACGCGCGAGUGGCCGAGCUGUUAGAUUCUUUCCUAACAUUACAAAAAAGCUGUUGCUACCCGAGUAAAUUGCCGCCAGUUUACGCGAAAGAAGUACACAAAAGUCGAAAACGCAAACUGACAUACGCUCUCACUCGACCCACUGCAUUGAUUAAAAUGCCAACGAGUAACAUUAACAGCAUUGCCCACCAUGAUGCGGACCAUGGCGAUCUUAGUGUAGAUAUACAGCAAAGCCUCGUAAUGCACUAUAUGUUGACAAGGCAAUGGGUCAGUGAAAGAGCAGUGGACGAGUUGAGUCUCAGGAGAGAACCUCCACCCACAAAAGGUGCAAAAAAUUACGGCGUGGUGACUAGUGAUACAUCAUCAGCACCAGCACAAAACAACCUUCCACAAUUGACUCAUCCUACUCCAUCCUCUAACCAUUCAACACUUGACGAAAUUCUUCGCAGUAGUACUGGAAGUUCUACUAGCAGUAUGACAGAGAGUGCAGGCUCUCUCAGCAGGCCUCUCAGCUUGGAAUCCGAUACAGAGAAGAAACAGCAACAAGAUACUGCCAUUAUAGUCAGUACGGUGGACAAUCGGAAACCCUCUCUGGGUAAUUUGUGGCUGUUUGGUAGAAAAAGUGCUGAUCAAGGGUUUUUAAAGUGCAGUCGUAGUCAUGGUGCUGACCCUAUCGAUCCUGCCCCUACUUUGGAAGAAACGCAUCCUACAAGUAUAACUGCAGUAUCCAUCCACCGAUCUCCGCGGCAUUUUUCAUUUGAUCAAGUCAACAGUGCUACCAUUUCAAGCUAUUCCCAUCUAGCUAAUAUGGAUAGAAAACACUUUAAAUAUACUCCUCCUCUUUCAGUGAACGAAGACAUAUUUGGUACGCAUCGUAUUCAACGUGAAGGGUCGCAGCCAUCUUUACCCUCCAUCUUCCGUAAAGAGUUUUGGAACAACAAACCAUCCCCACCCCCACCCCCGCCCCCUUCAUCAAUCAUAGCAACAACAACAACAACCACCCCACAGCAACGUGCUCCAUCAAGCAGCAAUCAUUUUCAUAAUACGUGUAUAGAUCGAAAGAAUCUCUUUUCGUCAGACAUUACGUUUUUGCCGUCAAGUGCCUUGUCCUCAAAGAUAGAAAUUGAAGAUGGAGAUGAUCCUUCAUUUCAGCUACAGCACAAUGGCAAAGGUUUAUCACAUGUUUUAUCGACACCACAUCCUUUAGAUACAUUUUUUCAAUGUCUAUAAACGCAAUAGCAGUGUUUGUCGAUAGAUAGGGCUUUGGACGUAAUAGAUAUAGACGUUAGCAACUGCCUUGUUUAUCGUUUACUGCCUAGAGGAUAUGUAUAUUUGAUAAAAGAGGAAGAAAGCAUUGUGGCAUUUAUAAUAAAAAUACAUUACAAAGAUUAACAGAUUAUAAAAGAGGGGAGAAAAAGCGGUUUAAACAAGAUGCAGUAAGACAGGAGACAGGAGAGAAGAUAUGGAAUCAAAC